CAGAGUCAUCUACAGAAACAGCGGUAGUUACAAAUAAUACCUCAUACUCCCCAUAUCCAGCUGAAGCUCGGGCCACUACAUACUCUGAGACACCAGAAGGGACAAGCCAGUCAAGAGGAACAAUGUCUUUCCCCCACCCAGAGUCAACUUCCACAGGGACUGUCCAGCAAGUGAGCUCAGUCCUGACUUCUAAAACAACUGAAAUGGACUUAUCCACAUGGCUUGGCUCCACGGAGGGGACCACAGUGGGCACGAAUUUCCCUUCCAGCAGAACUUCCACUGGCCUUCAGCACUCUGCAACAAGUUUAUUUGUAACCCCCAAAGUAGCCACGAGCUCAGUGACAAAGAAAUCUGAACUUGAAACCAUGACAAGCAUCAGCACCAUGGUCACUCCUUCCAUUGCCUUCAGUAAGAAGGCAGUGACGGCUGAAGCACAGACCGGUGGAUCUGGGGGGGAGGCUCAUUCAUCCACUAGCCCAUGGUCAGAGCAGGCAGCUAGGUGGGACCCAACACUGAGUGCCUCCUCUGCAGACCCAGACAUAGCUAUUACCACCCCCCUUUCUGAUAGGUCAGAAGGCUCAGCCACUAUCGGCCUCAUCAGCGUGGCAAGAGAGAAAGCUCGCUCCUCUGCAUUGGCUACCUCCCCUUUCAUAGGGCCCAAGUCUGAGUCCAUCACAGGAUUGGAGACCCCUGAAACCUCACCUCCACCUGCGGCCCUUUCUGUGACAUCACCUCCUACAGAACUAACAAGCAAGGGUGGGGCCCUCACUGUGAAGGUCAUCACCUCCAGCCCUGGGGGAACAAGGUCAGUUUCAACUGUAAUGCCUAGCCCAGAGAGGAAGUCCAGGACCUCAGACAGCACCCAAGCACCAGGGACCUCUCCAUGGACUGUCACAGACACAGCAGCCUACUUCCAUGUCACUGGUUUGCCCAGAGCCAGUUCUACAGGGACGACACUGGCUUCCUCGGCAGUGGCCAUUGCAAUAGCUGAACAACAGGCAAGUAUGUCUGUGGGUGAGGUUUAUUCAUCUGCUGUCACAUGGUCAGAGAAGACAACUGGGAGUGAUCCGAUUCAUGGUGCAUCUCCAGAGGCCACAGACACAUGGCAUCUAACCACCAGACAACGAACCACAUCACCAUCGGUGACCUUUAAAAGCCAAGCCACUACUGGCCUCACCUAUGGCUCGGGACAAAUACUGAGCUCUUCCCCGUCUAUCACAUUUCCUUCAAUGAGGUCUAAGGCGCUGGUGGCCAUCACAAGUGUAGUGGCUGGUGAUGCUGCCUCUACAACUGGACAACGAUCACAAACCUCAUCUCCUGCAGAAGCAAACAUCACGGGUGUCACUGUAGCCCCUACUCCAGAUGUCGCCACCACCAUCACCACCAUGGGAAACAACUCAGUCCUGACUACCAUGUCCAACCCAGAGAGGAGAGUGAGCACCCUGGUCACAGAGACCAGCAUGUCUACCCAAGAGCGUCCUUCCAGCUGGUCACCUACACCUGCUUCUGUCCCAAUACCAAGCUCCUGGGCCGUAACAGACACAACUUCAAUGUUGGAAGCCACAGGUUCCGCUGAAACAACUUCUGUAAUGGGCACGUUAUCCUUAGCAUCUAGCACUGAAUCAGGCUCUUUAUCUACUUCCCAUGGCCUUGGGACCGUCCUUGGAACCAGCCUAGCUAUUCCAUCUCCUCAUGCUUCAGCUGAAGACACAAAGUCCACAAAUAUGAGAACAGGGCGUCCUUCAGAUACAACGCCAUCUAUGCCCAUCUCAACCACUUCUGGGAUCAAGAAGAUGAGCUCCUCAUAUCCUCAUUAUGUAAGCACAAGUGGGACCAAUGACCAUCCAAAUACAAAAACUGACCCCAAAAUCCCCCCUCCUAUUUCUCCAUCGGAUUUUCAGCCCACUCUGGACUGGGCUACUGGGAAAUCUGUGUCAUCAUCCACAGCCACUACCUCACUUCCUCAAGGGGGCACAACACAAGAAUUACCUGGGGAGAACAAGGUCAGCCCAACUACCUCACAGCUGCCAGUCUUGACAGCAGAAAUUAAAAGUGGGUUCACACCUACUGAGAUGGUAAGUCCUUCCAGAGUCACUUUAUCAGGGAGGAUAGAUCUCAUCAGCAAAGAAGCAGAACACAGUUCUCACCAGUUUCCUACCACAAAAGCUAUAACCAGGGAAACCGAAAUGCUAAUCCCUGGAGUUACAUCACAGGGCACAAGUACCACGGGUGCAUCAAGAGCCUCCCGGGCUAAGACUCAUUCGGCUGGGACUCAGGGUUUUACACACUCACCUGUGACCAUUAGCAUGGACACAAGUUCUGAGGAUGUGUCACAGACAAGCCUUUCCUCUGACCAUGAUAUCACAUCUCCUUCCCCACUGGUGGCCUUGCAUGCCACGAUGUCACCUUCUCUAAUUUCCCUCACAUCACAAGCCAGGGACCUUUCUCCACCUGUUCCUGCCACAUCACCUGCCACACUGGGGACCACCAGCACAUUGAACACAAGCUUGGGACCUGUGACAAGUCCACAUUCAGGUUUGAACAGCAUCUCAGGUGACACCCAGAUAAUUUCAGAAGUGUCCACUGCUACAGAGGGACUCCACCUUUCUGGGAACACAGCAGUGACCAAUGUGGGGAACAUCACGACUGCACAGGAGUCCCAGUCCUCUGCCCCAGUGGGAUCAGAGACACCAAAAGGUACCACUACAGUAGUCAACUCUUCGCCCAGAGUGGAUGCCUCAUUUUCCACACCAAUGUCUGGCCUUCCUGAAACCACAGAGUCUGAGACACAGUCAAUGUCAUCCCCUGGCCUGGAACCAUGGGAAUCCAGCACAUCACAGCACACCAUCGUGGACUCAGAGACAAUCACUGUCCCUUCGGUAGUAGUCACAAAUACUACCAGAGAGGCCCCCCAGACCAACGUCAUCUCCUCCAACAGGACAUCCAUCCUUGGCAUUGAUCACUCUACAAUGUCACCAGACAUAAAAAUCAACAACAACCUCUCUACCUCCUCCAUUGUGACUGAGUCCACAGCUACGGCCAUGGCCACCAAAACACCUUUCCCAGGGGAUACAUCACAGCACACAAGCACCACAGAUGCAUCAGCCACCGCCUCGUGGGCUAACAGUCACUCGGCAUGGACUCACGGAUUUAACCACCCACGUGGGACCAUUAGUGAGGACAGAGGUUAUGAUGAUGUCUCAUGGACAAGCCCUUUCUCUAACGAAGACAACAGAUCUUCUCCCGUAAUGCCCACACCUACAAUGAUGUCACCUUUCCAGGUUUCCCCCACAUCAAAAGCCAGAGACCUUUCGCCAACCAACCCUGCCAUUUUAUCAGGCAUGCCUAGCAUGCUAUGGAAGACAAGUACAUUGAAAACAAUUGUGGGAACUAUAACAACUCCAACUUCAGGUGUGAGCAGCAUCUCAGGUGACAGGCGGGGGUCCUCAGAAGCGUCUCCCACUACAGAGGGACUCCACCUUUCCGGGAAUACAGCAGUGACCAGCUUGGAGACCAUCACGUCUACACAAGAGUCCCGGUCCUCUGCACCAGCAGGAUCACUGACACCCAAAGGCACCACUGCAGUAGUCCCCUCUUCACUCACUGGGGAUGCCUCAUUUUCCACACCAGAGGCUGGCCUUUCUCAAACCACAGAGACUGAGACACAGUCAAUGUCAUCCCCUGGCCUGGAACCAUGGGAAACCAGCACAUCCCAGCACACCACUGUGGACUCAAAGACAAUGAGAGUCCCUUCACCGACGUACACUGAUACUACUGCAGGGGACUCUAGGAUGCACGACAUCUCCUCCAGCAGGACAUCCAUGCCUGGCCCUGCUCAGUCCACAAUGUCACCAGACAUAUACACAGGAAUCAACACCAUGCUCUCUACCUCCUCCACCUUGACAGAGUCCACAGCCCGAGCCGUGGUCCCCAAAACAGUUAUCCCUGAGACUACAUCACAGGACACAAGUAACACGGAUGCAUCAACCAUGGCCUCCUGGGCCGAAAGUCACUCAGCAAGCACUCAGGUUUCUGCAAGGUCAGUAGUGACCAUUGGCUUGGACACAAGUUCUGAGGUUGUGUCCCUGACUGGCCCUACCUCUGGCCAGGACAACGCAUCUCCAUCCCCCCUGGUGCCCUCACCUGCCACAACGUCACCUUCUCUACAUUCCCCCACAUCACAAGUCAGGGACAUUACUCCAGCUGUCCCUGCCACUUCACCAAGCAAGCCUGCCGGGCUAGGGACCAGCAGCCCAUUGAGCACAAGCUUGGGACUUGGGACAAGUCCACCCUCAGGUGUGAGCAGCACCUCAGGUGACAGCCGGGUGUCUUCAGAAGCGUCUCCCGCUACAGAGAGAUUCCACCUUUCCAGGAACACAGCAGUGACCAGCUUGGAGACCAUCACGUCUACACAGGAGUCCCGGUCCUUUGCCCCAGCGGGAUCUGAGACACCCAAAGGCACCACUGCAGUUGUCCCCUCUUCACUCAGUGGGGACGCCUCAUUUUCAACACCGGAGGCUGGCCUUCCUCAAGCCACAGAGUCUGAGACACAGUCAAUGUCAUCCCCUGGCCUGGAACCACGGGAAACCAGCACGUCCCAGCACACCACCCUGGACUCGGAGACAAUGAGUGUCCCUUCAUCGGCGUCCACUGAUACUACUGCGGGGGGCUCUAGGACCCACGUCAUCUCCUCCAGCAGCACAUCCAUCCCUGGACCUUAUCAGUCCACGAUGUCACCAGACAUGGCCACAGGAAUCAACACCAGGCUCUCUACCUCCUUCACCUUGACAGAGUCCACAGCCCGAGCCAUGGUCCCCAAAACAGUUGUCCCUGGGACUACAUCACAGGACACAAGUAACACGGAUGCAUCAACCACAGCCUCCUGGGCCGAAAGUCACUCAGCAGGCACUCAGGUUUCUGCAAGCUCAGAAGUGACCAUUGGCGUGGACACGGGUUCUGAGAUUGUGUCACAGACAAACCCUGCCUCUGACCAGGACAACACAUCUCCAUCUCCCCUGGUGCCCUCACAUGCCAUGACCUCGCCUUCUCUACAUUCCCCCACAUCACAAGCCAGGGACCCUACUCCACCUGUCCCUGCCACUUCACCAGGCACGCCUAGCACAAUGGAGACCACUGGCACAUUGAACAUGACUUUGAGCACUGUGACAAGUCCACCUUCAGGUGUGAGCAGCACCUCAGGUGACAGCCGGGUGUCUUCAGAAGCAUCUCCCUCUACAGAGGGACUCCACCUUUCCGGGAAUACAGCAGUGACCAGCUUGGGGACAAAAACGUCAACAAAGGAGUCCCAGUCCUCUGCCCCAGUGGGAUCAGAGACACCCAAAGGCACCACUGCAGUAGUCUCCUCUUCACUCACUGGGGAUGCCUCAUUUUCCACACCGGAGGCUGGCCUUUCUCAAACCACAGAGUCUGAGACACGGUCAAUGUCAUCCCCUGGCCUGGAACCAUGGGAAACCAGCACAUCCCGGCAAACCACUGUGGACUCGGAGACAAUGAGUGUCCCUUCUCCAGUGUCCACUGGUACUACUGCAGAGGACUCUACGACCCACAUCAUCUCCUCCAGCAGCACAUCCAUCGCUGGCCCUGCUCAGUCCACGAUGUCUCUAGACAUCUCCACAGGAAUCAACACCAUGCUCUCUACCUCCUCCACCUUGACAGAGUCCACAGCCCGAGCCGUGGUCCCCAAAACAGUUAUCCCUGAGACUACAUCACAGGACACAAGUAACACGGAUGCAUCAACCAUGGCCUCCUGGGCCGAAAGUCACUCAGCAGGCACUCAGGUUUCUGCAAGGUCAGUAGUGACCAUUGGCUUGGACACAAGUUCUGAGGUUGUGUCCCUGACUGGCCCUACCUCUGGCCAGGACAACGCAUCUCCAUCCCCCCUGGUGCCCUCACCUGCCACAACGUCACCUUCUCUACAUUCCCCCACAUCACAAGCCAGGGACAUUACUCCAGCUGUCCCUGCCACUUCACCAAGCAAGCCUGCCGGGCUGGGGACCAGCAGCCCAUUGAGCACAAGCUUGGGACUUGGGACAAGUCCACCCUCAGGUGUGAGCAGCACCUCAGGUGACAGCCGGGUGUCUUCAGAAGCGUCUCCCGCUACAGAGAGAUUCCACCUUUCCAGGAACACAGCAGUGACCAGCUUGGAGACCAUCACGUCUACACAGGAGUCCUGGUCCUCUGCCCCAGCGGGAUCUGAGACACCCAAAGGCACCACUGCAGUUGUCCCCUCUUUGCUCACUGGUGACCCCUCCUUUUCCACACCUGGGGCUGGCCUUUCUGAAACCACAGAGUCUGAGACACAGUCAAUGUCAUCCCCUGGCCUGGAACCACGGGAAACCAGCAUGUUCCAGCACACCACCCUGGACUCGGAGACAAUGAGUGUCCCUUCAUCGGCGUCCACUGAUACUACUGUGGGGGGCUCUAGGACCCACGUCAUCUCCUCCAGCAGCACAUCCAUCCCUGGACCUUAUCAGUCCACGAUGUUACCAGACAUGGCCACAGGAAUCAACACCAGGCUCUCUACCUCCUUCACCUUGACAGAGUCCACAGCCCGAGCCAUGGUCCCCAAAACAGUUGUCCCUGGGACUACAUCACAGGACACAAGUAACACGGAUGCAUCAACCACAGCCUCCUGGGCCGAAAGUCACUCAGCAGGCACUCAGGUUUCUGCAAGCUCAGAAGUGACCAUUGGCGUGGACACGGGUUCUGAGAUUGUGUCACAGACAAGCCCUGCCUCUGACCAGGACAACACAUCUCCAUCUCCCCUGGUGCCCUCACAUGCCAUGACCUCGCCUUCUCUACAUUCCCCCACAUCACAAGCCAGGGACCCUACUCCACCUGUCCCUGCCACUUCACCAGGCACGCCUAGCACAAUGGAGACCACUGGCACAUUGAACAUGACUUUGAGCACUGUGACAAGUCCACCUUCAGGUGUGAGCAGCACCUCAGGUGACAGCCGGGUGUCUUCAGAAGCAUCUCCCUCUACAGAGGGACUCCACCUUUCCGGGAAUACAGCAGUGACCAGCUUGGGGACAAAAACGUCAACAAAGGAGUCCCAGUCCUCUGCCCCAGUGGGAUCAGAGACACCCAAAGGCACCACUGCAGUAGUCUCCUCUUCACUCACUGGGGAUGCCUCAUUUUCCACACCGGAGGCUGGCCUUUCUCAAACCACAGAGUCUGAGACACGGUCAAUGUCAUCCCCUGGCCUGGAACCAUGGGAAACCAGCACAUCCUGGCAAUCCACCAUGGACUCGGAGACAAUGAAUGUCCCUUCUCCAGUGUCCACUGGUACUACUGCAGAGGACUCUACGACCCACAUCAUCUCCUCCAGCAGGACAUCCAUCGCUGGCCCUGCUCAGUCCACGAUGUCACCAGACAUCUCCAUAGGAAUUAACACGAGGCUCUCUACCUCCUCCAUCUUGACCAAGUCCACAAGUAUAGCCAUGUUCCCCAAAACAGUUAUCCCCGGGACUACAUCACAGGACACAAGUAACACGGAUGCAUCAACCAUGGCCUCCUGGGCCAAAAGUCACUCAGCAAGCACUCAGGUUUCUGCAAGCUCAGUAGUGACCUUUGGAAUGGACAUGGGUUCUGAGGUUGUGUCACGCUCAAGCCCUGCAUCUGACCACGACGUCACAUCUCCAUCCCCCCUGGUGCCCUCACAUGCCACGACGUCGCCUUCUCUACAUUCCCCCACAUCACAAGCCAGGGACAUUACUCCCCCUGUCCCUGCCACUUCACCAGGCACAGGUAUCGUGGAUGCAUCAACCACGGCCUCCUGGGCUGAAAGUCACUCAGAAGGGACUCAGGUUUCUGCUAGCUCAGAAGUGACCAUUGGCAUGGUUAUGGGUUCUCAGGUUGUGUCACGGACAAGCCCUGCCUCUGACCAAGACACCACAUAUCCAUCCCCCCUGGGGCUCUCACGUGCCACGACGUCGCCUUCUCUACAUUCCCCCACAUCACAAGCCAGGGACAUUACUCCCCCUGUCCCUGCCACUUCACCAGGCACGCCUAGCACAAUGGAGACCACUGGCACAUUGAACAUGACUUUGAGCACUGCGACAAGUCCACUUUCAGGUGUGAGCAUCACCUCAGGUGACAGCUGGGUGUCUUCAGAAUCGUCUCCCGCUACAGAGGUACUCCACCCUUCCAGGAACACAGCAGUGACCAACUUGGGGGCCAUCACGUCUACACAGGAGUCCUGGUCCUCUGCCCCAGCGGGAUCAGAAACACCCAAAGGCACCACUGCUGUUGUCCCCUCUUUGCUCACUGGUGACCCCUCCUUUUCCACACCUGGGGCUGGCCUUUCUGAAACCACAGAGUCUGAGACACAGUCAAUGUCAUCCCCUGGCCUGGAACCACGGGAAACCAGCAUGUUCCAGCACACCACCCUAGACUCGGAGAGAAUGAGUGUUUCUUCAUUGGCGUCAACUGAUACUACUGCGGGGGACUCUAGGACCCACGUCAUCUCCUCCAGCAGGACAUCCAUCCCUGGCACUGCUCAGUCCACGAUGUCACCAGACAUCUCCACAGGAAUCAACACCAGGCUCUCUACCUCCUCCACCUUUACAGAGUCCACAGCCCGAGACUUGGUCACCAAAACAGUCGUCCCUGGGACUACAUCACAGGACACAGGUAACAUGGAUGCAUCAACCACGGCCUCCUGGGCUGAAAGUCACUCAGGAGGGACUCAGGUUUCUGCAAGCUUAGAAGUGACCAUUGGCAUGGUUACGGGUUCUCAGGUUGUGUCACGGACAAGCCCUGCCUCUGACCAAGACACCACAUCUCCAUCCCCCCUGGUGCCCUCACAUGCCACGACGUUGCCUUCUCUACAUUCCCCCACAUCACAAGCCAGGGACAUUACUCCACCUGUCCCUGCCGCUUCACCAGGCACGCCUAGCACAAUGGAGACCACUGGCACAUUGAUCACAACUUUGAGCACUGCGACAAGUCCACCUUCAGGUGUGAGCAUCACCUCAGGUGACAGCUGGGUGUCUUCAGAAUCGUCUCCCGCUACAGAGGUACUCCACCUUUCCGGGAACACAGCAGUGACCAGCUUGGGGACCAUCACGUCUACACAGGAGUUUUGGGUCUCUGCCCCAGCAGGAUCAGAGACACCCAAAGGCCCCACUGCAGAAGUCACCUCUUGGCUCAGUGGGGACACCUCACUUUCCACAUCGGAGGCUGGCCUUUCUGAAACCACAGAGUCUGAGACACGGUCAACGUCAUCCCCUGGCCUGGAUCCACGGGAAACCAGCACAUCCCAGCAAACAACCGUGGACUCGGAGACAAUGCGUGUCCCUUCUCCAGUGUCCACUGGUACUAUUGCAGAGGACUCUACGACCCACGUCAUCUCCUCCAGCAGGACAUCCAUCACUGGCCCUGCUCAGUCCACGAUAUCUCCAGACAUGUCCACAGGAAUCAACACCAGGCUCUCUACCUCCUCCAUCUUCACUGAGUCCACAGCUAUAGUCAUGGUCCCCAAAACAGUCGUCCCUGGGACUACAUCACAGGACACAAGUAACACGGAUGCAUCAACCACGGCCUCCUGGGCCGAAAGUCACUCAGCAGGGACUCAGGUUUCUGUAAGCUCAGAAGUGACCAUUGGCAUGGACACCGGUUCUGAGGUUGUGUCCCGGACAAGCCCUGCCUCUGACCAGGACACCACAUCUCCAUUCCCCCUUGUGCCCUCACUUUCCACAACGUCACCUUCUCUACAUUCCCCCAUAUCACAAGCCAAGUAUGUUACUCCACCUGUCCCUGCCACUUCACCACGCACGCCUGCCAGGCUGGGGACCAGUGGUGUGUUGAUCACAAGCUUGGGACUUGGUACAAGUCCAUCCUCUGGUGUGAGCAGCACCUCAUGUGACAGCCGGGUGUCUUCAGAAGCAUCUCCCACUACUGAGGUACUCCACCUUUCCGGGAACACAGCAGUGACCAGCUUGGGGACCAUCACGUCUACACAGGAGUCCCAGUCAUCUGCCCCAGUUGGAUCAGAGACACCCAAAGGCCCCACUUCAGUAGUCCCCUCUUCACUCAUUGGGGACACCUCAUUUUCCACACCAGAGGCUGGCCUUUCUGAAAUCACAGAGUCUGAGUCACGGUCAACGUCAUCCCCUGGCCCGGAACCACGGGAAACCAGCACAUCCCAUCACACCACCGUGGACUCAGAGACAAUGAGUGUCCCUUCUCCAAUGCCCACUGGUACUAAUGCAGAUGACUCUAGGACCCAUGUCUACUCCUCCAGCUGGACAUCCAUCCCUAGCCCUUCUCAGUCCACGAUGUCUCCAGACUUCUCCACAGGUAUCAACACCAGGCUUUCUACCUCCUCCAUCUUGACUGAGUCCACGGCUAUAGCCUUAGUCCCCAAAGCAGUUGUCCCUGGGGCUACAUCACAGGACACAAGUAACACGGAUGCAUCAACCACGGCCUCCUGGGCCGAAAGUCACGCAACAGGCACUCAGGUUUCUACAAGCUCAGUAGUGACCAUUGACGUGGACACGGGUUCUGAGGUUGUAUCAAGGACAAGCCCUGCCUCUGACCAGGACACCACAUCUUCAUCCCCCCUGGAACCCCCGAGUGCCAUGACGUCAUCUUCUCUACUCUCCCCCACAUCACAAGCCAGGUACCUUUCUCCACCCUUCCCUGCCACCUCACCAGGCACAGCUGGGUCUCUGGGGACCCCUGGCACAUUGAGCACUGGUUUGGGACCUGUGACAAGUCCAACUUCAGGGUUGAGCAGGACCUCAGGGAACACCCAGGUAAUCUCAGAAGUGUCUGCUGCUACAGAGGGACUCUACCUUUCUGGGAACACAACAGUAACAAACAUGGGGGCAGUCAUGCAUGCCCAGGAGUCCCAGUCUUCUAUCCCAUCGGGCUCAGAAACACCGAAAAGCACCACUGCAGUUGUCACCUCUCGUCUCAGUGGGGACACCUUGUUUUCCACUCCAAUGUCUCACCUUUCUGAAACCACAGAGUUUAGGACACAGUCAACGUCUUUCUUUGGCCCACAACCACGGGAUACCAGCACCUCCUGGCACACCAUCAUGGCCUCGGGGAAAAUGACUGUCCCUUCUAUAGUGGUCACUGACACUACCAUGGAGGCCUCCAGGACCAGCGUCAUCUCCUCCAGCAGGACAUCCAUCCCUGGACCUUCUCAGUCCACAAUGUUACCAGACAUCCCCCCAGGAAUCAACACCAGGUUUUCUACCUCUGCCCUAGUUGUUGAAACUGGGACAAUCAGCUUCAUUACCCCCAAAGCUUCAUCUGGAUUUCCAGGAGCCAGCUCAGCCACCUUCUCAACCAGUCCCUAUUGGAGGACAGAACCAGGCCCUGGAGAUGCUAUGCCCACCAUUGCGGAAAACCUGCCUUCAUCAGCUUCAAUACCAUUCCCUUCUUUGACCUUCACUACUGCUUACUCUUCAACCAACCCAGCCCCCCAUGGGAUUACUUCCUCACUCGUUACCCAACGUAUGGGGGGCACCAACACUGGGGCAGAGAGGAGCACUGCCAAAGGACCCUUGGUUGUGGCCAGUACUUUGGAGACAUGGACUGAGCCAGUCAGGACAUCUUUAUCAUCCAUUAUGGAUACCAGAAUGACAGAGCAUACUCACUUGGGAACAGUGACACAUGCCUCUCAACUUCCUUCACAAUCAACACAGUUGACAAGGACAGAUGGCAUUGUGGAGCCGAUCACAAAGAAGCCCAAUGAGGCAGCCCAUGGAGGAGCCACAGGACCAGCCCAUGUCUCUGUGACACUCACAUCAUCUGCUAGUCCAAAAGGACCACCAACAGAGUGGACAGAAAGCGCAGAAAUCACAGCUCUGAAGACCACCUCUACAGCAACUUUGACCACUACAGUCUCUACUCCCACUUCCGGAAUGCUGACUCUCCUCAGGACAUCAGGUAAAAUGGCCAGCACAAGCACAAGAGGAAUGAUCUUUACAACCCCAGAUGUUUCCCCUGAUGUUCUAGAGAUGACAGCCUCACUGGCCACUACACCUGGAGCAGAUACCAGCACAGAGCUUCCCAGGACAACUUCAUCUGUUUUCAAUAGAGGGUCAGAAACCACACCCUCACUGGUCCCUAGUUCUGGGGCAAAGAAUAGUACCGCUAUUCCAACUCUGACUGUCUUCCCUAGUGUACCAGAAAUGGCAACCUCACUGGUAACAAGUCCUGGGGCAAAGAAAAGUAUGGUCAUUUCAACUCUAACUGAUUCCCAAGAUGAACCAGAGACCUCUGCCUCAUGGGUCACCCAUCCUGUGGUGCAGAGCAGUUCAUCCACUCCAACUCCAAAUGUCUUCCCUGGUGAUCCAGGGCUGGUGACCUCACUGGAUGCUAGUUUUGCAGCAGAGACCAGCCCAGCUGGUCAAACUCUGACUAUUUCUCCUGGUAAGCCAGAUAGAACAGUCUCAUUGAUUACACGUCCUGAGUCACAGACUGGUUCAGCCGUUCCAACUCUAACCAUCUCCCCUAGAGUAAUAGGAGUAGAAAUCUCACCAGUCACCAAUUCUGAGGCAGAAGACAGUACAGCAUUUAUAACUCUGAGGGAUGAACUAGAGGCAACAGCCUCACAGGUCACCCAUGCUGGAACAGAAGCCAUUUCCACUGUUGGAGCUUUGACUGUUUCCCCUGGUGAGCCAAAUACAAGAGCUUCAUGGGCUCAUUCCACAGAGAACAGCACACCUGUUUCCAGAAUAACUCUGGAUUUUUCUCAAAGUGAACUAGACACCACACUCUCAAUGGUCACCACUCCUAGGGCAGAAGCUAGUUCAGCCACUCCAACAAUCACUGUCUUACCUGGUGUACCAGAUAUGGUGACCUCACAGUUCACUAGUUCUGGGACAGAUGCCAGUACAACCUCUUUGACUCUGACUGAAUCCCUGCAUGAAUCAGAUACAACAGUCACUUAUCCUGCAACAUCCAGCCCAACAGUUCCUGGGACAACCCCCCAUGUUUCCCAUAGGGAAUCAGACAGCAUGCCUUCAACAGCCACCAGCCUUGAGACAGAAGCCAGUUCAGCUGCUCCAACUACACCUAUCUCCCUUGGUGUACCAGACAUGGUGACUUCACAGGCCACUAGUUCUGGAACAGGUGCCAGUACGGUUCCUUCACCUCUGACUCUUUCUGCUGGCAAACCAGUAAGCACAGUCUCAUGGGUUAAUCAUGAUGGAGCACAGACCAGUUUUUCCAUCUCAACUCCAACUGUCUCCCCUGCUAUAUCAGAGGUGGGGACCUCACUGGUCACUAGUUCUGGGGCAGAGACCAGUGCAACUUUUCUAACUCUUACUGAUUCCUUGCAUGAUUCCGAGACAACAGCCUUAUGGGUCACUCAUUCUGCAAAGACCAGCACAUCUGUUUCCAGAACAACUCCACACCGUGAAUCAGACAUCUCAUUCUCAACAGCUACCACUCCAGGAGCAGAGAUCAGUUCACCUUCAGCUACAACUGUCUCACCCACUGUGCCAGGAUUGGUGACUUUAUUGGCUACCAGUUCUGAGGCAGAAGCCAAUACAACUCUCUCAACUCUGACUGAUUCAUUGCAUGAACUGGAGACCACAGCCUCAUGGGUCACCCAUUCUGAGAAAAAAGCCAGUUCAGCUUCUCCACCUCUUUCUGUUUCCCCUGAGGAGCCAGAAACAGCAGUCUCAUUGAUCACCCAUUCUGCAGAGACCAGUCCAACUAUUCCCAAGGCAACCCCCAGUUUUCCCCAUAGUGAAUCAAAUACCACACACUCAAUAGCUACCAGUUCUGGGGCACAGACAAUUUCAGCAAUUCUAACUCCAGCAGGCUCCCCUGGUGUAUCCGGGGUGGAAAUCUCACUGAUUACAAGUUCUGAGGCAGAGACCAGUACAACUCUUACAACUCUCACUGUUUCUCCAGGUCAACUGGAGACCACAGCCUCAUUGGUCACCCAUUCUGAGAAAGAAGCCAGUUCAGCUGCUCCUACUCUUACUAUUUCCCCUGAGGAGCCAGAAACAGCAGUCUCAUUGAUCACCCAUCCUGCAGAGACCAGUCCUACAGUUCCAAGGACAAUACCCAGUGUUUCCCAUAGUGAAUCGUAUACCACACCCUUAGUGGCCACCAGCCAUGGGGCAGAAGUCAGCUCUGUUGUUCCAACUCCAACUGUUUCCCCUGGUGUACCAGAUAUGGUGACCUCACAGGUCACUAGUGCUGAGAAAGAGGCCAGUAUGGCUAUCUCUACUCUGAAUCUUUCUCCUAUGGAGUCAGUGACCACAGCCAUGAUGGUUACUCAUUCUGGGGCACAGACCAGUUCAGCCAUUCCAGCUCCAACUGUCUCCUCUACUGUGCCAGAGCUGGUGACUUCAAUGGUCACCAGUACUGGGGAAGAAGCCAGUACGAGUUUUACAACUCUGACUGUUUCUCCAGGUCAACUGGAGACCACGGCUUCAUGGGUCACCCAUUCUGGGACAGAAGCCAAUUCAGCUGUUCCAACUCAGACUGAUUUUACACAUAAGCCAGAUAUAACAGUCUCAUUGGUCACCCAUUCUGAAGAGACCAGCCCAAACACCUCUGUCCCUACAACACCUCUGGUUUUUUCCAAAAGUGAACCAGAUACCAUACACUCAAUAGCCACCAGUCUUGGGGCAGAAGUCAGUUCAGUUGUUCCAAGUACAACCAUCUCCCCUGGUGUACCAGAUAUGAUGACCUCCCAGGCCCCUAGUUCUGAGACAGAUGCUGAUAUGACUAUUCCAAGUCUGGCUCUUUCUCCUAGUGAACCAGCAACCACAGCCUUAUUGGUCACCCAGUACAGUACAAAGACAAUCACGAAUUUUCCUAGUUCAACUGCUUUUCCUCACUUACCAGAGACCAUAGCCUCACUAUCCAUCCGGCCUCAGCUGGAGAUUAGUGCAGCUCUUCCAACUCAGACUGUUUCCCCCAGUCCAGCAGAAAUAACAUCCUUCACCACACCUGUGACCAAGACCAGUGGAGGUGAUCUAGGUCCAACUAUCUCACUUGGUGUUCCUGCGGAAACAGCCUCACUCUCCACCCAUCCUGGCACAGACGUCAGCACAGCUAUUUCAACCUCAACUCUUUCCCCCAUUUUACUGGUGACCACAGGCUUACUGGCCUCCAGCCCUGCAUCAGAUGCCAGCACCAGUAUCCCAACUUUGACUCCUGGUGUUCUUGGGCCUGUCAAUACCCUUGCAACCACUGGUGAAACCUCACCACCUGUGACUUCAGUUGGAUUCCCUGAAUUGUCCAAAACUGUGACUCUGAUAGCAUCAGAGACCCCAACACCACCGAAAACUGGUCACAGAGAAGGACUGAGUUCAACCACUGUCCUGAAAACUACAACCCUUGAGACCACCAAUGUAGCUGCUACAGGUUCAGGUUCAGGCCCCAUCAUGGCAGAGAACACAACCACCUUCAGUACAUCAGCAGGAAGUCCCUUUGUCCCUGAGACCUCACCUGGGAUGUCCACCAUGACCUCUCUCAGUGUGACUUCAGAAACAGCUGCAGUUCCUAUUUUGGUGCCUUUUACUGUCAACUUCACCGUCACCAACCUGUACUACACAGAGGACAUGGAAAACUCAGGCUCUGAGAUAUUCAAUGCUACUGAGAGAAACCUGCAGCACCUGCUCAGGACUUUGUUCAAAAACAGCAGCAUUGGUUCCCUCUAUGCUGGCUGCAGGCUGACCUUGCUCAGGGCUGAAAAGGAUGGAACAAGCACCAGAAUGGAUGCAGUCUGCACCUACCACCCAGAUCCCACAGGCUUUAGGCUGGACAGAGAGCGGCUGUACUGGGAGCUAAGUCAGCAGACCCAGGGUGUCGCUCUGCUGGGCCCUUACACCCUGGACAGGGACAGUCUCUGGGUCAAUGGUUAUAACCCUCAGUACUGGAUCUCCACCACCAGCCCUCCGAUGACUUCUACAUUCUCUCCAGGACUUCCUACUUCUCUACCUCCCACCCCCAGCUCUACAGCUGCAGGUGUGGGUCCUGAACUGGUGCCAUUCACCCUCAACUUCACCAUCACCAACCUGCUCUGCACCCCAGACAUGAGGCGCCCAGGCUCCAUUAAGUUCAACUCCACUGAGAGGGCCCUGAAUCGCCUGCUUGGUCCCUUGUUCAAGAACACCAGUAUCGGCCCACUGUACUCUGGUUGCAGACUGACCUUGCUCAGGACUGAGAAGGAUGGAGCAGCAACUGGAGUGGAUGCCAUCUGCACCUACCGUCCUGACCCCAUGAGCCCCAGGCUGAACAGAGAAGAAUUGUACCAGGAGCUGAGUCAGUUGACCCACAGUGUCACACGGCUGGGCACCUACACCCUGGACAGAGACAGUCUCUAUGUCAAUGGUUAUAACCAUCGGUACUGGACCCCUACCAUCAGCACUCCAAUGAUUUCCACAUUCUCUCCCGAAUCUUCCACAACUCUGGCCCCCAUCCUCAGCUCUACAGGUGUGAGCCUGUCUCUGGUGCCCUUCACCCUCAACUUCACCAUCACCAGCCUGCGCUACACAGAGGACAUGGGAUCCCCAGGAUCUCAGCUAUUCAAUUCCACAGAGAGGACCUUGAAUCGUCUGCUCAAACCCUUGUUCCAGAACAGCAGUAUUGGGCCUCUCUAUUACGGCUGCAGGUUGACGUUGCUCAGGCCUGAGAAAAAGGGAGCAGCGACCAGAGUUGAUGCUGUUUGUACUUACCAUCCUGACCCUGCGGGCCCUAAGCUAGACAGAGAGAAGCUGUACUGGGAGCUGAGCCAGCAGACCCAUGCUGUCACCCAGCUGGGCUCCUUCACCCUGGACAAGAACAGCCUCUAUGUCAAUGGUUACAACCACCGGACCUCGGCCCCCACACCCAGUGCUGCCGUGACCCCCGUGCUCUUUCCAAGGACCUCGGUGGUGCCAACCCACUUCUCCAGCUACACAGCAGCGGUUCCUUUCCUGGUGCCGUUCACCCUCAACUUCACCAUAACCAACCUGCACUACGAAGAGAGCAUGCGGCAUCCAGGCUCUCGGAAAUUCAACUCCACGGAGAAGAUCCUGCAGGGUCUACUCAAACUCCUGUUCAGGAAUAGCAGUCUGGGAUUCCUCUAUUCAGGCUGUAGAUUGGCUUCCCUCAGGCCUGAGAAGGAUGGGGCAGCCACCAGUGUGGAUGCCAUGUGUAUGCAUCGCCCUGACCCUGAAGGCCUGGGACUCGACAGAGAGCAGCUGUACUGGGAGCUGAGCCAGCUGACCCAUGGCAUUGCCCUGCUGGGCCCCUACACCCUGGACAGGAACAGUCUCUAUGUCAAUGGUUUCACCCAUCAGAGCUCUGCACCCAUCACCAACACUCCAGGGACCUCCACAGUGCACCUGGGAACCUCUGGGACUCCAUCUUUUUUUCCCAGCUCCAGCCCCAUGGGUUACACCCAUCAGGUCCUGACCUCCACCCCCAGCACCUCUACCAUAUCCCCAGCAACCUCAGCGACCCCCAUCCCUGCCCCCACAGCCACUGGUCUUGCCCCGGUGCCGUUUACUCUCAACUUCACCAUCACUAACCUGCAGCACCAGGAAGGUAUGAGUCACCCUGGUUCCCGGAGGUUCAACAGCACCCAGAGAAACCUGCAGCGACUGCUUGGACCCUUGUUCAAGAACACCAGUGUGGGCCCCCUCUACUCAGGCUGCAGGCUGACCUUGCUCAGGCCCGAGAAGGAUGGGGCAGCCACUGGAGUGGAUGCCAUCUGCACCUAUCGCCCUGACCCUGUGGGCCCUGGGCUGGACAGAGAGUGGCUGUACCAGGAGCUGAGCCAGCUGACCCGCGGCGUCACCAGGCUGGGUCCCUACACCCUGGACCCGGACAGUCUCUACAUCAAUGGUUACACCCGCCAGACACAGGCUACCACCCCCAGCGCUUCUAUGGUGGCCACAGUUUCUGCAUGGGUACCAGCCUCCUUCUCCAGUCCCACAGCUGCUGGCCCUGCCCCAGUGCCCUUCACCCUCAAUUUCACCAUCAUCAACCUGCAUUAUACGAAGGCCAUGCAUCCAGGCUCUGCGAUGUUCAACUCCACGGAGUCAGUCCUACAACGCCUGCUCAAGCCCUUGUUUGCCAACAGCAGCAUUGGGUCAGUCUACACCGGCUGCAGAGUGACCACACUAAGGCCUGAAAAGAGUGGAACAGCCACUGGAGUGGACGCUGUCUGCACCUACCAACCUGACCCCUCGGGUCUCCAGCUGGACAGGGAGCGGCUCUACUGGGAGCUGAGCCAUCAGACCCGUGGUGUCACUCAGCUUGGUUCCUACAUCCUGGACAGGGACAGUCUCUAUGUCAACGGUUACACCAGACCACCACCGACCUCCAUCCCCAGUGUUCCUGUGACUUCCACGCCCUCAGGGACCUCGGCAGCUCCAAUCUCCUUCUCCAGCUCCACAGUCUCUGGCCCUGACCUGGUUCCAUUCACCCUUAACUUCACCAUCACCAACCUGCGCUACACGGAGGACAUGCAGCUUGUGGGUUCUGCCAAGUUCAAUGAAACAGAGAUGAUCUUGCAGAGCCUGCUCAGACCUUUAUUCAAGAAAACCAGUGUCGGCCCCCUCUACUCUGGCUGCAGACUGACCUCGCUCAGGCCCCAGAAGGCUGGAGCAGCCACCCACGUGAACGCGGUCUGCUUGCACUGCCCCGACCCCACGGGCCUCGCGCUGGACAGAGAGCGGCUGUACUGGGAGCUGAGCCGGCUGACCAAUGGCGUCACCAGGCUGGGCCACUACACCCUGGAGGAGGACAGUCUCUGUGUCAGCGGCUACACCCACCAAACACCGGUAACUGCCCCCAGUGCCCCCGGACGACCGCUGGUGCCAUUCACUCUCAACUUCACUGUCACCAACCUCCACUAUACGGAGGACAUGCAGCCUCCAGGCUCCCGGAAAUUUAACAGCACAGAGAAGUCCCUGCAGCCACAGCUUGGACCCUUGUUCAAGAACACCAGUGUGGGCCCCCUCUACUCAGGCUGCAGGCUGACCUUGCUCAGGCCCGAGAAGGAUGGGGCGGCCACUGGAGUGGAUGCCAUCUGCACCUAUCGCCCUGAUCCCGUGGGCCCUGGGCUGGACAGAGAGCGGCUGUACCAGGAGCUGAGCCAGCUGACCCGCGGCGUCACCAGGCUGGGUCCCUACACCCUGGACCCGGACAGUCUCUACAUCAAUGGUUAUACCCACCAGACCCAGGCCACCACCCCCAGCAGUUACACCCAUCCAGCUUCAGCCACCACCCCCAAGACCACUGGCCCCACUCUGGUGUCCUUCACCCUGAACUUCACCAUCACCAACCUGCACUAUACUCAAGACAUGGGGCACCCAGCUUCUUCCAAGUUCAACUCCACGGAGAGGAUCCUCCAGCACCGGCUCCGGCUUUUGUUCAGUAAGACCAUUAUCGGGCCCCUCUACACUGGCUGCAGACUGGCCUCGCUCAGGCUUGAGAAGGGCGGAACAGCCACCGGAGUGGACAUCCUCUGCACCAUCCGCUCUGAUUCCGCAGACCCCAGGCUGGACAGGGAGCAGCUGUACUGGGAGCUGAGCCGUGAGACCUAUGGCAUCACCCAGCUGGGGCCCUUCACCCUGGACAGGGAGAGCCUCUAUGUCAACGGUUACACCUAUGGAACCAUAAUACCAACUACCACUACUGGGGAGGUCAGUGAGGAGCCAUUCACGCUGAACUUUACCAUUGACAACCUGCGCUACUCAGCGGAUAUGGGCCACCCCGGCUCCCUCAAGUUCAACAUCACAGACAGCCUCAUGCAGCACCUGCUUGGCCCGUUGUUCCAGAGGAGCAGCCUAGGAGCCCGAUAUGCAGGCUGCAAAGUCACCUCACUAAGGUCUGUGAAGAAUGGCGCCAAAACAAGGGUGGACAUCCUCUGCACCUACCGGCAGCCCCCCAGCAGCCCGGGUCUGCCUGCCAAGCAGGUGUUCCAUGAGCUGAGCCGGCAGACCCGUGGCAUUACCCGGCUGGGUCCCUAUUCUCUGGACAAGGACAGCCUCUACCUCAAUGGUUAUAAUGAACGUGGUCCAGAUGAGCCUCCUACAACUCCUGAGGCAGCCACCACAUUCCUGCCUCGUUCAUCAUCACCUACACAACCAGAAGCCACCACAGCUAUGGGAUACAACUUGAAGACCCUUACACUCAACUUCACCAUCUCGAACCUCCAGUAUUCAGUGGACAUGAGCAAUGGUUCAGCUAUGUUCAACUCCACCAAGAGGACCCUGCAGCGCCUGCUUGGAUCCUUGUUUCAGAAGAGCAGUUUGGGCCCCUUCUACUCAGAUUGCAGACUAAUAUCCCUCAGACCUGAGAAGGAUGGGCCAGCUACCCAUGUUGAUGCCAUCUGCACCUACCGCCAUGACUCCAUGGGCCAUGGACUUGACAUAGAGCAGCUUUACUGGGAGCUGUACCAGCUGACCCAUGGUGUCACCCAGAUGGGCUACUAUACCCUGGUCCGUGACAGCCUCUUCGUCAAUGGCUAUGCACCCCAGAGUUUAUCUACCCAGAGGGAGUAUCAGCUAAAUUUCCGCAUCAUCAACUGGAACCUCAGCAACCCAGACCCCACAUCCUUGGAGUACACAGCCCUAUGGAGGGACAUCCAGGACAAGGUCACCAAACUCUACAGAGGCAGCCAGCUACAAGAUAUAUUCCACUCCUGCCUGGUCACCAAUUUGACGUUGGGCUCCAUGUUGGUCACCGUCCAGGUACUGUUCUCUUCCAAUGUGGACCCCAGCGUGGUGAAGAAAGUCUUUCUGGACAAGACCCUGAACGUCUCAUCCCACUGGCUAGGAGCCACCUAUCAGCUAACGGACCUUCAUGUGACAGAAGUGGAGCCAUCAGCUCAUCUACCAACAGACAUACCAACAAGCAGUCCCAGCCCUGAGCACUUCCAGCUGAAUUUCACUGUCACCAACCUACUCUAUUCCCAGGACAUCGCCCAGCCAGGCACCACCAAACACCAGCAGAACAAGAGAAGUAUUGAGAAUGCGCUCAACCAGGUCUUCUGGAACAGCAGCAUCAAGAGUUUUUUCUCUGGCUGUCAAGUUUUAGCAUUCAGGUCUGUCCCACACAGCAGCCACACUGGGGUGGAUUCGCUGUGUAACUUUUCACCAUUGGCUCGGAAACUGGACAGAGUUGCCAUUUAUUUGGAGUUCCUGAGGCUGACCAAUAAUGGCACCCAGCUACAGAACUUUACUCUGGACAGAAACAGUGUCCUUGUGGAUGGGUAUUCUCCCAACAGAAAUGAUGUCUUGACUGAGAAUUCUGACCUCCCCUACUGGGCCAUCAUCCUUAUCUGCUUGGCAGGACUCCUGGUACUCAUCACAUGCCUGAUCUGCUGCUUCCUGGUAACCGUCUGCCGGCGGAAGAAGGAGGGAGGCUACCAGGUUCAGCAGCACAGCCUGGGCUAUUACCUGCCUCACCUGGACCUGAGGAAGCUGCAGUGAGAGCUCUGCCUGGGAGCUCCAACAGGAAUAACCUCAUUGGGAUAGGAAUAAACCACAUUGGUUGGACACAGUCUCUGGGCCCUUCUUGACUUGGCCUCUGACUGGUUCACGGGGGACCAAGAUGAAAGGUUUUCCUUUUCACUGACCCCUGAAGGGCAGCUGCAGUUCUGUCUUUUGGCUUCACAUCAUUUCCUCCCUCAGAGGCAUCAGAACUGGCAAGAGACCCAAACAUUGUCAUCAUGUAAAAUCAACAUUCCACCUCAAUCCGAGGUUUCUCUUCCUAGAAACCUUGGAGCAUGCCUCCCCUUGGCUCUGUGCCAACCACGACACCCAUCUCCGUUCCUCCAUAUUUCCCCACCCCCAAUGUUCUCCUGACACUGUCUCAUUCUCGGAAGCUCGGGUUCACCAGGAUUUCCAGACCAGUCUGCCUCAGGGGCUCCUCUCCCCUCAUGAGUCCUCCAAGAUGGGAAAUGGUCCAAGAAGGAAUGAGUGAGUCAGGAAUGACUGUGCAAUCAACAUUGGGACUUGGAGCCAAAAUGACCAGGUAUCUGGGAAGCCUCAGUCCCAGAGAAAUCUCAAGGCUUGAGAGACAUGGUUUCUGCUUUGGAUAUAAAGUUAAAUAACACUCAGUGGGAAAGAAAAAAAUCUGAGGAAAAAGCUAGACAGUCUUUCUUUAUCUUUCUCUGUGCUGACUCCAACUAGAUAGAGCAGGGCUGCCCCCAGCAAGCACCUCCAGAUGAGCACGGCAUGAGGCAAGCUGUGCUGUCUGUCCUGCUUUGGAUUUGCGGGACUAAUUGGCAUGAUCUCUACACCUUUUGCAGACAACCACAGCUGAAGACACCCAAGGGCAGAGAAGUUGCGGCAAUGCCACCCUUUCAAACUUACUUGGUGUGAGAGUCAUAUCCUCAGUCUUAAACAGUCACUCUCUGAGAGUGCCUUCUCUGGAAAUUAUAAUAAUGAUAACAAGAGCUAUAUUAUUAUUGAUGCCUUAAUCUCCUAAGCAACAUGAGUGGCAACCUUUCCCAGCUGCCCUCACAGUCUCUAGCCUCUGCAUGCAUUGUCUCAGCUAACAUUCACCAUCCUUGAGAGCUGCAUUACCAUUUUAUAGCUAAUGAUACAGAGGCUCAGAGAUACUAAAUAACCAGGAAGGAAAAAAUUUACUAAGAACCUAAGUUAAACACCUCACCACACUAUCUAUUGAAGAAAAAGGUAAAAACACUUUCUGAAAUACGGACAGACUCAACAUUGCCCUGCCAGAGGCCUUCAGUGAAAGAACCAGUCAAGGAUGUACAUCAGGAAUCAGAAACGUGAACCCAGAAAAAUGUAACAGGAGUGAUGAGGGAAAGAAAAAAUUCAGUGUAUCUAAAUCAGAAUUAGUCUUCAAACAAGGUAUUAAAGCACAUUCUAAAACUCCAGAUGAGUGCCUCAUGGAAGAAAAGAGGAUGGAAUAUUAGCCAUCAGAAAGGAUAAAUAACACAAAGAUAAUGAAUACUGUUAUGCUGAAAAUAAAUAAAAAAUAAAUUUUAAAAAAA
Messenger RNA from Mustela lutreola (European mink), 22963 nucleotides. RefSeq names its product mucin-16-like. NCBI's taxonomy places the organism in Eukaryota, Metazoa, Chordata, Mammalia, Carnivora, Mustelidae. The transcript is spliced from 66 exons. The record is from RefSeq and is a predicted model, not a curated record. The coding region runs from base 123 to 21431 and encodes 7102 amino acids.